AUGACGAUCAUCCAGAGAAACACCUGCCUGUCGUGCUCUUCGGACGCCCUGGAGGACAUCGUGUACAUCUCCAGAGAAGGCGUUCCUCACGGUCAGGAGGAGCAUCGAAUCACCUACAGCACCGUGGCGGGUGUGCGUUGCGAGAGCUGUCGCGCCGUGUUCUUCGAGUCCUACGACCACGACUGCUUUCAGUACGACGAGCCCUGGAACAUGGCCUGGUAUGCGCUGCUCGAAGAUUUCGCGGCCCUGGAGAACGCGCUCCAACUCUGUCCCGACGCGCUCGACCCAACAUGUGAGUGCGAGUUGCAUGAAAAGCUCCGAGAGAGCAACCCGGGAUACUGGGGACAGCGCGCGAACUACUCGUUCUAUAUCGGGAGCGUGCGAUACGCCACCAUUCGCGCGGUCACCGAACCGGAGCAUGGCACAUUUACGCACUUCGAGCGCAUCGAAGAGGUUGACCCGCUCGACAUCCACACACCUGGAGCAUUCAUGGAUCGGGACGCCUUCGCCGAAGUACGCAGUUACAUGAACCGCCCGAAGCUCAGCGCGCUGGAUUGGUACGCAUUAAAACAGUUGCUCGUCGAGGCACAUCAGGCAAACCCCGCGCGCUACGCGGCGCAGUGGCGUCCCUACCUGGACGGCUUUCGACAUCACUUCGAGGAGCACUUCGACAAGAACUUCCUCGACAUCACCUACCUCCCAGAUGUCAAAGAGCUCCUCGAGCUAUACCCCUUCGUCCUGGUUCGGAGCGAGUUCACGCUCUCGAAGACGCGGAUCCUCUACAACGAGCUGGAGCGCGAGAGCUUCCGCUGGGUAGGGCAACUCGUUUUGCACAUGCAUACGAAGUUACCCGCGAAGGCGAUCACCUCGAUCUCGACAUCACCCAACGCGGUAAACUUGCGAGAAAUCGAGCUGGACCUCAGCGACAACCACUCGGUGCUCGACGAGCGAACCUGUCGCGCGCUCCCGAGCUUAUUCACGCUCCCGAAGCUGCACACGUUCACGCUCGUCGGCGCGACGCUCCUCGACGCCAACGCGCUCGCUUCCCCCGAACUCGAAUCACUCGAGACGCUCCGAUUGCUCGACACGAUCACCGAGAACCAGUUGCCCCAGCUCCUGGACUCCCCCCACGUCUCGAAGCUGAGAGAGCUUGUCAUCCAUGGAGGCAUCCACUCCAUGAGCGCGCUCCCGUUCGCCCACGCGACGCAGCUCGAGGCGCUCGAAGCGCUCGAGCUGCGGGGCGCUCAGCGGAGCUGGACCAAGCGCCCCGCGGGUAUUCGGGAUGAAGGAUGUCAGGCGCUCGCUGGCGCAAAACACCUCGCGACGCUGAAAUCACUCACCCUCAUACAACAAGAGAUCACGGACGAGGGCGCGCGCUCCCUCAUCCAGAGUCCUCACUUGACCUCGCUCACGCACCUUGACUUGGGGCACAACGCGAUCGGAGAUGCGGGCGCAGCGGCCAUCGCGAACGCCUCGAACACAAGGACGCUCACACACCUCGACCUCUCUCAGAACAUGUUGAUCGGCGCUACAGGGCUGCGCGCGUUGGCGCGGUCGGAGCACUUCAUCGCGUUGAAGAAGAUCAUCCUCGAAGGAUUGCGCGUGGACGCCACAUCGCAAGUCGUGCUCCAGAGCGCGCUCGGCGCGCGCUUUGGGUGCGAGAUUCACGCGGCGCCCUCGGCGCUUCGGCAAACGGAUGCUCCAGAGCUCGUGCGCGAGCUCGAGGAGCAUCCCAUCGAACACCUCAUCUUGCGGCUCGAAGCGCCGGGGAGCGACACCUUGAGGAUGCUGCUCGACGCAGACGCGCUCGCGCAGGUCGAGCAUCUUCAACUCGCGGGAGAUGUGAGCGAUGAAGACAUCGUCGCGUUCGUCGACGCGGGAGGGCUGAGGGGGUUGCGCUCGCUCUCGCUGUCUCACACCAACAUCGGCGAUCGCGCGCUGCGAGCGAUCCUCGCGCACCCUCACACGAUGAGCCUUCGCGAGUUGAUGCUGGGCUCGACGCAGAUUUCGGAGCGGGCGCUCAGGACGUUCGCGAUGGCCGAGACGCUGACCUCGCUGGAGAACCUCGUGCUCCCCGAGGUCUCGUUCGAGAUCCUCGAGUUGAUCGCCAGGACGCCCUGGGCAAAACAACUCGAGCACUUUGGCAGCUCAUCAUCGCUCGACGAGAACACAUGCGCGCGGCUCCUGGAGUUGGAGGACCUCCCCGACGCGAUCAGCGAAUGCGUCGAGGAAAACCUCCGCUAUCACGCCGGGUAG
Messenger RNA from Ostreobium quekettii, 2256 nucleotides. NCBI's taxonomy places the organism in Eukaryota, Viridiplantae, Chlorophyta, Ulvophyceae, Bryopsidales, Ostreobiaceae. The record is from the annotation of a GenBank genome assembly.